This is a messenger RNA of Lottia gigantea (owl limpet), 1080 nucleotides long. RefSeq lists its product as hypothetical. Lineage: Eukaryota; Metazoa; Mollusca; Gastropoda; Lottiidae. The transcript has 2 exons. The annotation marks the transcript as partial. The record is from RefSeq and is a predicted model, not a curated record.
AAACCAAUUGUCAGAUCACUAGGGAAUUCUCAUUUGAAACCUAUUGUCAGAUUAUUAGGGAUUUCUUAUCUGAAACCAAUUAUAAGAUCACUGGGGAAUUCUUAUCUGAAACCAAUUAUAAGAUCACUGGGGAAUUCUUAUCUGAAACCAAUUAUAAGAUCACUGGGGAAUUCUUAUCUGAAACCAAUUAUAAUAUCACUGGGGAAUUCUUAUCUGAAACCAAUUAUAAGAUCACUGGGGAAUUCUUAUCUGAAACCAAUGAUUAGAUCACUAGGGAAAUCUUAUCUGAAACCAAUUAUAAGAUCACUAGGGAAUUCUUAUCUGAAACCAAUUAUAAGAUCACUGGGGAAUUCUUAUCUGGAACCAGUUAUAAGAUCACUGGGGAAUUCUCAUCUGAAACCUAUUGUCAGAUCAUUAGGGAAUUCUCAUUUGAAACCAAUUGUCAGAUCACGAGGGACUUCCUAUCUGAAACCAAUGAUCAGAUCACGAGGGACUUCCUAUCUGAAACCAAUGAUCAGAUCACUAGGGAAUUCUUAUCUGAAACCAAUUAUAAGAUCACUGGGGAAUUCUUAUCUGAAACCAAUGAUCAGAUCACUGGGGAAUUCUUAUCUGAAACCAAUUAUAAGAUCACUGGGGAAUUCUUAUCUGAAACCAAUUAUAAGAUCACUGGGGGAUUCUUAUCUGAAACCAAUUAUAAGACCACUAGGGAAUUCUUAUCUGAAACCAAUUAUAAGAUCACUGGGGAAUUCUUAUCUGAAACCAGUUAUAAGAUCACUGGGGAAUUCUCAUCUGAAACCUAUUGUCAGAUCAUUAGAGAAUUCUCAUCUGAAACCAAUUAUAAGAUCAAUGGGGAAUUCUUAUCUGAAACCAAUGAUCAGAUCACUGGGGAAUUCUUAUCUGAAACCAAUUAUAAGAUCACUGGGGAUUUCUUAUCUGAAACCAAUGAUCAGAUCACUAGGGAAUUUUUAUCUGAAACCAAUUAUAAGAUCACUGGGGAAUUUUUAUCUGAAACCAAUUAUAAGAUCACUGGGGAAUUCUUAUCUGAAACCAAUUAUAAGAUCACUGGGGAUUCUUAUCUGA